CUCCCAUCAACACCAACCCCUCAACUAAGCCAGCUCCCAGCGCUCAUCUCCAUGGUAGUGCGGCCCAUGAUGCUGCGCUCUUCUGUUGCACCGGGACGACAGUUGCUGCUGUCCUCCGCUCGUCAGCGGACCGCCUCCCAAUGGCUGUCCAGAGCCGGAGCAAGCAGCCGGCUUUCAGGUCAGAGGUUCUUCGCCGAUAUUAAGCCCCCUACCACCGCUGCUCCUACGCCCGCUACUCCGUCUUCCGAGUCUGCUGUUCCCCCAGAGACCGUCCCUAAGCCAUCACCCACCGGACAAGAGUCCACUCUCCCUCCCUCUACUCCUUCUACCCCAGCUCCUAAGGGUGGACGCUUCCGCAGAUUCCUUCUCUACUUGCUGCUUACCUCCGGAUUCGCAUACGGUGGCGGCGUUUUCCUGGCUUUGAAAUUCGAUAACUUCCACGAUUUCUUUACCGAAUACAUUCCCUAUGGUGAGGAGAGUGUCCUUUACUUCGAAGAGCGUGACUUCUAUCGUCGAUUCCCCAACACUUUGAGAAACCAGAACCGCCUUAACCCGACCCCAAGGGAUGAAGGAAACAAGAUCACCAUCCCAAGCAAGAGCGGACUUACCUCGAAGGUCGCCGAGGAGGAGACCUCGGGAGCAGAUGUUUCCCAGAAGGGCCCCCAUAUGAGUGCCACUCCGGCUCCGAAGAGCUCCGAAGCGCAAACCAAGCCCGCCGCCGCUAAGCCCGAGGACAAGACCACAGCUGUUGUGAAGGCCAAGGAGGAGAAGGCCGCCAAGGUUGCUGAGAAGGAGGAACCCAGACAACCGGCCAUUCCUGCUGUUACCCCUCUCGAGUUUGCUCAGGUCAACGAGGGAGAUGAAGCGAUCGUCCAGGAGCUGGUGAAGACGUUCAACGACAUGAUUACCGUCAUCAGCGCGGAUGAGAACUCCGGCAAGUACUCUCAGCCCGUGGCCAAGGCCAAGGAGGAACUCCAGAAGGUCGGAGAGAAGAUCAUCGCUGUUCGUGAGGAGGCCCGUCGUGCCGCUCAGGAAGAGAUUCAGCAGGCCCAUGCUACUUUCGAUGAGUCUGCUCGCGAGCUCAUCCGCCGUUUUGACGAAAUGCGUGCGGCCGAUGCCGCCCAGUACCGCGAGGAGUUUGAGGCUGAGCGCGAAAAGUUGGCCCAUGCCUACCAGGAGAAGAUCAGAACCGAAUUGCAGAGGGCUCAGGAGGUGGCUGAACAGCGCCUCAAGAACGAGCUGGUUGAGCAAGCCAUUGAGCUUAACCGCAAGUACCUGCACGAAGUCAAGGAGCUCGUGGAGCGAGAACGUGAAGGCCGUCUCAGCAAGUUGAACGAACUCACCGCCAACGUCAGCGAGCUGGAGAAGCUUACCUCUGGCUGGAGAGAGGUCAUUGACAGCAACCUCAGGACCCAACAACUCCAGGUGGCUGUUGAUGCCGUGCGCUCCGUUGUUGAUCGCUCUGCCGUUCCUCGCCCCUUCGUCCGCGAGCUUGUCGCCGUGAAGGAAUUGGCCGCUGAGGACCCCGUUGUUGAGGCUGCCAUCUCUUCUAUCAACCCUGCUGCUUACCAGCGUGGAAUCCCUUCGACCUCUCAGAUCAUUGAGCGCUUCCGUCGUGUCGCUGAUGAGGUGCGCAAGGCCAGCCUUCUGCCCGAAGAUGCAGGUAUCGCUAGCCACGCCGCCAGCGUUGUUCUGAGCAAGGUCAUGUUCAAGAAGGAUGCUGUUGCCGGUAGCGACGAUGUGGAGAGCGUGCUGUACCGGACCGAGAGCCUUCUGGAAGAAGGUAACCUCGAUGCUGCAGCUCGUGAGAUGAACAGUCUUUCGGGAUGGGCCAAGAUUCUGAGCAAGGACUGGCUUGUGGAUGUUCGCAGAGUGUUGGAAGUUAAGCAAGCUCUGGAGCGAUUUCUCGCAAAUCUCCAUGUCGGCCUUUCCUCGUGGACGUUGCCCCCUUUCCUAUCCCGCGGGACGGACCACUUCGUCACCAUAGCUUUGAUGUCGCCGAAGACCAAUGAAUCCUAUCCACUUACACCUCCUAUGCCCGAGACCGAUGAGACACAGCCAGAGUACCACACACGCUACCAUACAUCUAAUGAUAACUCCGACCGACAAAGGGGUGCGCACAUGAACGAGGGACGAGCGAGCGGGGAGCUAGAGGGCAGCACUCUCGGUAGCAGCUCUCGGGAUGGCGAUAAAGGAGGCCGGGCCCAACGCCGAACGGCCAGCUCCGGCGGCUUCCUAGUCGAUUCAUCUUUUCUACCCAGGUCAAAGAGCUUGCGUGCAAGCCAAUACCUCCCUCGCCGCUCAGACUCCAGCCGCAAGGAGAAGCGUGAAGCACCCGAACCUGAACUGGUAGUUACGAAGAAGCGAUCACGAUUCCCUUGGAUUCGGCAUAAAGAGCAGAAGGUAUCCCAAGUAGAGCAGGCGGAGCAUACCAAUCAUACGGAGCAUACGGAACCCACAACAGCGGAGGAGACUCCUGCUUCAUCGAAUCUGGAGCAGGAUGCGGCUUCCCAGGAGUCGCAUACCAAGCAGACGGACAAUCAGGACACCAUAGGUCUUGAUAGGGAUUCGCUCCAGAUAGUGAAUCUUGCAUUGAAUUUGAGCGAGUCGAGGAAAAGGAAUAGCCUGGGUCGCUCUGCUUCAACUCGUCUUUCCGGGGGUAGAUGGGCUCUGGCAGUAACCGACCUGGGGCAUGGCGGCUCUCAACAUGGCCAGAGGGUCACACAAGCACCGGGUGAAGAUCAUACUGGAAUAGUCAACUCCAGUCAACUGGGCGGACCGUCGACUCAUGCGCCAUCUUCAGUGGCAAGUCUACUUCCACAUUCUGCUGGUUCGGAACCCUUGCCGCAGGGCUUCUCAGAGAGCACACUUGCUCGAGCCGAGAAAGCUCGUCGCCAUUUUGAGCUAUUUUCGGAAUAUCUCCGACUACUUCCUUCCCUUCCUCCUCUGCAACCGAUUGACGAUCAAAAUGCCGAUUCAAUAUCUGUGCAUAGCAGUGGCUUUGCAUCACACCGGGUCUACAAUCCUCUUCAGUGUAUUCGCAAUCGCAAAGUGAGAUUUCGUGAGCGAUGUGCAAUAGACACGGAGGCAGCGGGGUGGUACGAUACGGAGAAGGUACAUCAGUGGGUUGAUUCAGUGCAGGCUGAAUACAGCCAGCAGCCGCACGGUCCCCUUGAAUGCCUGCGGCUUCCAUCGUUUCAUAAUUGUAAAGAUGCUACGCCGCGUGCAGAGGUAGACGAACCUGAUCAUCUUGCCGUCUCUCCUCCUUCAAGUCUGAGACGUGCUAGCCGCGCUAGCAGUGUCAAAGCACGCAGGCCACGGUCAGACUGGGUCAUCGACCCAGCAGAGUUCCUUUUCGAUGCCGCAUGGGUUGAGGAAAGGCAGAAUAAGAGUAAGAUUGUUGAUAGAGACGGGAAUUCUCUCUACCCAGAUCCUUCGAUCCUCAUCACCCCUGAUGAUGAUCAGACGCCCAUUGAACCACCGGAGCAGCUACAGAAUAAUCGGCAAUCGCUAGACUCGGAACACCCCACUUCUCGUACCUCCUUGUCUGAUUCGCGCUCGGUUUUGGCGACAGAAUUCAAUAGAGUCGGGCGUGGACGGCGUCGGCACAGGUUCCACGGCUCUGGCCGUAGUGGACAUGGAACCGAAGCAUCAAGGAGAAUGACAGGCUCUAAGAGGCAUAAACUCGGCCUUUUAUCAAGUAGCUCUUCGAGCAUCUCUAGUGCUGAGGGACGUCUGUACCGGGAAUCGCCAAUGGAUAAUACGUUGUCCUCUGAGAGGGGUGUGUCCCCACUGCCCGGCGCCUCACGACUUCGAGCCUCUGAGGCGCUCUCAGAAUAUGACACCGCCAUGGAUACCAGACUGACGCCAACCCAUGACACUUUUCCUCGUUAUGUGACCGGAAGAUCUCCUACUUGGGCCCGGUCAGAGGGAAAGCGAAGUUCUAUAUCCUCUAUUCCAAGUGUUGAUGACCGCUACGACCCCUUGACAACCUUAUCAACUGCAGAAAGCAGGUCUCCCGAGCUCCAUGCGCAGGUCGGCAUGUUUCCAAGUAUCGCAUCCAACCUAUCCCCACCGGCAAGCCGUUCGCCGUCGCCUACAAAAGGCCGCUUCUCACGUGCUAUUGGUGCUCGACAUGAGCGGAGUAAGAGCAACAUUCGGGCAAAGGAUAUUGCAGAUGAUAGCUCCCUGGAGUCGGCCCCUUUGCGCAAGGAUACUUCAACUGGGCAUCCCGAGGGUAUUCCCCAAGGUGGAAGGCUGGAACCAAGCCCGCUUCCCGAUCGAAUCUCUUCAGUAUUUCAGGAAGACCCAUCAAAGUUCAACUCACAAAACCGCAAAGACGCAGUACAGGGCGAAUCCAAGCUGCGUGGAAUAUUCAAAGGUCCUGGGAAGAUCGCAGAGAAAGUGGGCAACGAAAUGUCAAAAGUAGGGGAUCUAAUACUUAAAAAGGAUACCGUUGCCCAGUCACGGAGAUCUUCCGUUUCAAGCACGGAUAGUUCUGUUUCCGAUCCUCCUGAUGACCCCGAAGAAGCUAGAGGUGAUAGAAUGUCUGGCGCCAAGUCUCUUUUGCGCCGGUUUCCUACGUUCUCCGACGAUGCCAAUCGAACUUCACGCAGGAACCUUGAGAAGAUCAGUUCGAAGACCAAUGUGCCUUCUAUGUCUCCCUUUGUCUUCACGCCUCGGCAUGAUCGAUUAGAAGAACAUCAACCGCCUGUCUACGGCAGUUCUUCGAAGGCCGGUGCUGACAUCGACACGACGGACUCACAGAGAGAAGUGGGUGGGUUUUCUACAUCUCUCCAUACGCCAGCAACCCGUCAUGAGAAACUACGAUUUGGCCCUGAUAUUCAUACUGUGCCAGAACAAUUCAGAAAGCGUAACAUCAGGGAUGUCGGUGUUCCCUUCAGUUUGACAAGGGCUCCUGUCACGGGUCUUGCUCAAGCGAGAGCAGACACUACUUCAUCGUCCCAGGGAAAACGCCCAAGACUGGCAACUGAGUCAAGAAGCUGGAGUAUCUCUAACCGCAGCUUAUCUAGCUCGCUUGUUGUUGGUGUUCCGGGGAAGCGCGAGAUUGAGCGCACCCGAGCCCUUCUUCUUUCUUCGGGAAUCAAAGCUCGAGAGAUCACCCGCCGAGCAGAAUGUGUGCGGCAGCCACCACCAGACUUCCUUCGGCGCACAUUUGGUACGGAAGCAUCCGUACCUCAAGUAAGUCGGCUUUAUGAGUACGAUGUAGCCGCACAGGGCCUGCUCAGAAGCUUCGAGAAAACACAUCGCUCGUUCCAACAAUCCAUAGACAAUUUCUCUGGCUCGGUCUCAUCUCCUUUAAGAUCGCAACUGAACAAACUCGAGGACAUGGUCAAUGAGACGAUUUCCCCGCGUGUUCAGGCAGUCACACAGGAUGCGGAGGACUUGAGCAUUCAGCUCAACACCACUAGAGGCGUCAUCGCCGGCUGCGCUGGGUACGGCGCACUGGGUUUGUGAUGCUCGAAUGGGCAUUAGUUGGUAUGCUCUGGUGGGUUUGGCUAAUUGUGAUGGCUUUCAAGAUCUUGCGAGGCGUUUUUCGGGGUGUUCUUUCAGGUGUCAGAUGGGUCUUGUGGUUGUGAAUGCGACAAACUGAGAAGAAUGGCUGUUGUUUCCUCGUUAUUAUACCCCCAUCAGAUUCUACAUGUUCCUAGCGUUUGUUCCCUUUUCUACAUCACGGAUAUCCUUUUCACAAUUCUUGUAUUAUAUAGC
Aspergillus neoniger CBS 115656 is the source of this 5730-nucleotide messenger RNA. Its product is annotated as MICOS complex subunit MIC60. The coding region runs from base 52 to 5478 and encodes 1808 amino acids. The transcript has 6 exons. Lineage: Eukaryota; Fungi; Ascomycota; Eurotiomycetes; Eurotiales; Aspergillaceae. The record is from RefSeq and is a predicted model, not a curated record.